GGUCAGGGUUGCUGGGCUUAACACCAAACUGCAAAGAGUGUAAUCGACUGCUAGAUUUGCACUGGAGCCUUGACUUGAUAAAGCAACAACUUGCAAAAUUGUAUUUUCUAUUCAUCUGACGUGACAUCAUGUACAUCUGGAACAGGGUCAAAGAAGAACAAAAACCUCAACAGCAACAGUGGCUUCCCUUUAGUGGGAUCACUGAACUGGUAAAUAACGUUCUUCAGCCACAACAAAAACAACAAAAUGAGAAGGAAUCCCAGGCGAAAUUGCACCAGCAGUUUGAAAUGUAUAAGGAACAGGUAAAAAAGAUGGGUGAUGAAGCACAGCAACAACAAGAACAGAAGAGUGACGCACCCACCUGUGGAAUCUGCCACAAAACCAAGUUUGCUGACGGCUGUGGCCACAUCUGUUCAUAUUGCCAAACAAAAUUCUGUGCUCGAUGUGGAGGGCGGGUGUCACUGCGAUCGAAUAAGGAGGACAAAGUGGUGAUGUGGGUAUGUAACUUGUGCCGAAAACAGCAGGAAAUCCUCACUAAAUCAGGAGCCUGGUUCUACAGCGGCAGCUCCAACACUCCACAGCAGCUUGAGCCGAGCGAGGCCGGGAGAACAGCAGCACACAGAAACGAAGAGGCGCCACAGGAAAAGAAAGCAAAGCUACAGGAGCAUUCCCAAUUCCAAGGUCCUUUACCCUCAGGGGACAUUUCCGCACCAGCGUCAGACAAAAACAGACCUCAAGGGCUCACUCGGCAAGAGUCGAUCAAAAAUGGUUCAGGGCUGAAGCAGCAUUCAAUGCAGGCUGUCAGUGAGACAUCCACAGACAGGAAAAGGAGCCCAUCAACAUCCAGGGAACACAACCGCAAAUACGACCAGAGAGACGAGAGAGCAGAGGCAGCACAGUAUGCACUAUUGGAAAGUGCAAUGCAGAGAUCACCCACAGAAUAUGCAGAACGCGACAAGCGAUCCCAACGUGGGUCACGGAUUUAUGAUGACUCUGAACAUCUUGAAUACAGAGAAAGCAGGGACUCUGGUCGCAGGAUUCGACGGCGAACUCAGGAAUUCCGAGAGUUGGUAGACGAGGAUCUCGAUAUAGAAAGCAGGGACGAGUAUGAAAGGCAGAGGCGGGAGGAGGAGUACCAAACGCGUUAUCGUAGUGACCCAAAUUUAGCACGUUAUCCAGUCAAACCUCAGCCGUACGAAGAGCAAAUGCGAAUUCACGCUGAAGUGUCCAGGGCGCGCCAUGAACGAAGGCACAGUGAUGCGUCGUUGGCAUACACCGAGAUGGAUGAUGCACAAUUCUCAAUGCUUCGAACGGAAAGGCAGUCAAGGCAGCGCUCUGGGUCUGACCGCAGAGCUCCUCUGCAAAGUCAACGUUCUUAUUCUAUGGAAAGAACUCAAGACAUGCAAGGGCCUAGUCCAGGUUGGCAAAGGACCUCAAAUCACAGUCCACCAACACCUAGACGAAGCCCAAUCCCCUUAGAUAGGAGUGACAUGCGUCACUCUGAUUCAUUGAGGAAACAGCAUCACUUGGACCCCAGUUCUGCCGUAAAGAAAACAAAGCGGGAAAAGAUGGAAACCAUGCUCCGAAAUGACUCGCUCAGCUCAGAUCAGUCUGAAUCGGUAAGGCCGCCACCACCCAAGCCACAUAAAACGAAAAAAGGAGGUAAAAUGCGUCAGGUCUCAUUAAGUAGCUCUGAGGAAGAGUUGGCAUCCACCCCAGAAUAUACCAGCUGUGAUGAUGUAGAGAUUGAGAGUGAAAGUGUCAGUGAAAAAGGGAACAGUCAAAGGGGAAAAAGAAAAACUAGUGAGCAGGCAGUAUUGUCGGACUCUAACACCUUGUCUGAGAGGCAAAAGAAAAUGGUGCGAUUUGGUGGCCACUCAUUGGAAGAGGACUUGGAAUGGUCUGAGCCUCAGAUUAAAGACUCUGGGGUAGAUACGUGCAGUAGCACAACACUAAACGAGGAACAUAACCAUAGCGAGAAGCAUCCCGUGACGUGGCAACCUUCCAAAGAUGGAGAUCGCCUUAUUGGUCGGAUUCUGUUAAAUAAACGUCUCAAAGAUGGUAGUGUGCCUCGUGACUCUGGAGCAUUGCUGGGACUGAAGGUUGUGGGGGGAAAGAUGACUGAGACUGGGAGACUCUGUGCAUUCAUUACCAAGGUGAAGAAAGGAAGUUUAGCGGACACCGUGGGACAUCUCAGACCAGGUGAUGAAGUGCUAGAAUGGAACGGCAGGUCAUUGCAAGGAGCCACUUUUGAGGAGGUGUACAACAUCAUUCUUGAAUCCAAACCUGAGCAACAAGUGGAGCUAUUAGUUUCACGGCCUAUCGGGGAUAUUCCCCGGAUACCAGACAGCACUCAUGGACAGCUAGAGUCAAGUUCUAGCUCCUUUGAGUCUCAGAAAAUGGACCGACCCUCUAUUUCUGUCACGUCUCCAAUGAGCCCGAGCAUGUUGCGAGAUGCUCCACAAUUCCUGCCUGGACAGCUCUCAAGCCAAAGCCUUAGUAGAAGAACAGCACCUUUUGUCCCUAGGGUUCAGAUUAAACUUUGGUACGACAAAGUUGGCCACCAACUUAUUGUAACAAUCCUUGGAGCAAAAGACCUACCUUUCAGGGAAGAGGGGAGGCCAAGGAAUCCAUAUGUCAAAAUUUACUUUCUUCCAGACAGAAGUGAUAAAAGCAAAAGAAGGACAAAAACAGUGAAGAAAACAUUGGAACCCAAGUGGAAUCAGACGUUUAUUUAUUCUCCAGUUCAUCGGAGAGAAUUUCGGGAAAGAAUGUUGGAAAUUACCCUGUGGGACCAAGCUCGGGUUCGAGAGGAAGAAAGUGAAUUUUUAGGAGAGAUUCUUAUAGAAUUGGAAACUGCUCUGCUGGAUGAUGAACCACACUGGUACAAACUACAAACACAUGACGUUUCAUCAAUGCCACUUCCUCAACCUUCACCGUAUACCCCACGUAGACACCUGCACGGUGAAAGUCCAACUCGGAGGUUACAAAAUACAGUACCAUAUUCGUUAUACUCAGGAUCACAACGCAUCAGUGACAGUGAAGUGUCUGACUACGACUGUGAUGAUGGUGUUGGGGUUGUUCCUUCAGAUUAUAGGCACAAUGGGAGAGACAUCCAGAGUUCAACGUUAUCUGUUCCAGAGCAGGUCAUGUCAUCAAACCAUUGUUCACAGCCAUUGCAUCGAGGUAGCAGCAUGGGAAGGAACCGUUCCCGGUCCCCCAGUGUCCCUCCUCCUCAAAGAAGUUCAGAACCUGGUCCUCGAGGCAGUCGCACUUCCAUACAGUACAAUACCAUGAGCCGAAUGGAGAGACACAGAAUGACGGAUGACCAUUACUCUCCAGAAAGGGAGAGUCAGUAUCUCACACUACCUCGAUCCAGACAAAGUCAUGCCAUCGAACAUCAUCACAAGGAAUCCAGGUCACACCCACGUAGUGGAUCAGUCCAAACAAGUCCCAACAGUACACCAAUGACAAGUCGCAGGGGAGGACGGCAGUUACCACAACUUCCACCAAAGGGGACUCCGGAAAGAAAAGAAGACGAUCAGAAUGCUCUGGAGCAGUGGUCAGAGGUGGAGGCAGAAGAGCUGGAAUCACCCAAAAGGAGGAACUCAGAGGAAAACGAUCCAGAGCCAGAGAUCUGGGAUGCAGGUUCAAUGGAUGUAGAGGAGAAGACUCGCCAAAUGAAAAUGAAAAUGAACAAAUACAAACAGGUAGCAGCGUCAGACUCCAGACUGGAACAAGAUUAUCAUUCUAAGCAUCGGCUGGGCCGGGACUCUCAGCGAGGGUCGGACAAUAUCUCCAACAAGUCGUCAGACAGCGAUGUGAGUGACGUGUCCGCCGUGUCCAGGACAAGCAGCGCUUCAAGAAUGAGCAGCACAAGUUACAUGUCUGUGCAAUCUGAACGCCCGCGAUCAAGCAAGAAGAUCAGGAGGUCAAAGGCAUUAGAGGAGAAAAAGGAGGGUGAGGAAGAAGGGGGGGAGGAGGAGGAAGAGGAGGAGGCGGAAGCAGUGGCAAAAGUGGAGGAAGAUGAGGGGGAUAAGGAGGAGGAGGAGGAGGAGAGGCACAAAGUAACCCAGUAUUCUAAAAACGAGGAAAACGAGAAGUCAGGGGAAGAAGAGGAACCAAAUGAAGAGCCAAGUGAGGAAGGGUCAGGGAAGAGACAAAGAAAAAAAGAGGAUUUACAGAGGAGAUACUCUGAGAAUGAUGUCAGUGUCUUUACAUCCAAACUGCAAAGCAGACAGAUGGGGCCCUCAGGAAAGAAUAUGACGAAAAGCACCAGCGUGAGCGGAGACAUGUGCAGCUUGGAGAAAAAUGAUGGCAGCCAGUCCGACACGGCAGUGGGUACAGUUGUCACGGGUAGCAAGAAGCGUCGAUCGAGCAUUGGAGCCAAGAUGGUGGCUAUCGUCGGCCUGUCAAGACGCAGUCGUAGCACUUCUCAGCUCAGCCAAACAGAGGCCGGGGGGAAGAAGCUGCGAAGUACCAUCCAGCGUAGCACAGAAACCGGAUUGGCGGUGGAAAUGAGAAAUAGGAUGACGCGGCAGCCAAGUCGUGAGUCUACAGAUGGGAGCAUGAACAGCUACAGUUCGGAGGGAAACCUCAUCUUUCCUGGUGUUAGGCUGGCAUCAGAAAGCCAGUUCAGUGAUUUUCUAGAUGGCCUUGGACCAGCCCAGCUUGUGGGACGUCAGACACUAGCAACACCACCUUUGGGUGACAUCCAGAUCGGCAUGAUGGAUCGGAAAGGACAACUCGAAGUGGAAGUCAUCAGGGCCCGAGGACUUGUAGGAAAACCUGGAUCCAAAGCAUUACCUGCGCCUUAUGUCAAGGUUUAUCUAUUGGAAAAUGGUGUCUGCAUAGCCAAGAAGAAAACAAAAGUAGCACGAAAAACAUUGGAACCUCUAUACCAGCAACCGCUGGGAUUUGAAGAUAGUCCCCAGGGAAAGGUUCUUCAGAUAAUAGUAUGGGGGGAUUAUGGACGAAUGGACCACAAAUCCUUCAUGGGAGUUGCACAGAUUCUUUUAGAGGACCUUGACCUGUCCAACAUGGUGAUUGGCUGGUACAAACUCUUUCCCACUUCCUCCCUGGUGGAUCCGACCUUAGCCCCGCUGACAAGACGAGCUUCCCAAUCAUCGCUCGAGAGCUCAACCGGACCUUCUUACGCUCGCUCAUAGCACUUGUGAAAGGCGUUGCUACAGCAACCAGUGUUCAGCUAGCAGGUCGCAAGCCCUGGUUACACUGCAUGCUUGAUGUUCUGUCUUCUGAGCCUGUUCCUAGGGAGUAAAAGCGGUCCUGUGUACUCAGAGGAAAAUUGCGCACGGUGUGCCCUGUGAAGGUCCUUAGGGAAGGAGUGCAGUUUUGCAGAACUUAAAUGGUUGUUGGAAUUAAAUGACAAUAGUUUUUUUUUUGUCCAAUCAGAAGCCAUGGAUUUAAAAAAUAAAUAAGAACUGAUCAAUUCAUGCAGCAGACACCCUUAUUUUUCAAUGAACCAUCCUUUCUUUUGUUGUUUAUUCCUACACUGGGUCGCCUGCUUCUCCUAUCCCACCUACUUGCUUCCUAUAAGCAACAACCCCUUGAAGUCAGUGACGGCCGCUUGUGAGUGCUGUGAGGAAGAUGGCUCAAAUGAUAAACGUAUUGGCUGCACGUCACCAAACAAGGGGAGACGAAAUGGAGUCAGCUGAGCAAAAUGAUGAGGGAACAGCAGGUUUACCUUUUUUAAAAAAAAUACAAGACAUGAUAUUGACACUCAAAGCGGACUUGAAAGCUCCAGGAGGAAAGCCACAGUGAAUCCCAAAGGGAGAGGGCUAUGUGAUCUGAUAUCAUUGUUUCUCUGCUGAUAUACUGUAUGACGUUUAAAAAAAAAUUGCAUGGACAUAAAUUUAGCUGAAUUUAAAAAAAUC
This is a messenger RNA of Callorhinchus milii (elephant shark), 5894 nucleotides long. RefSeq names its product regulating synaptic membrane exocytosis 2a (gene rims2a). Bases 129 to 5168 code for a protein of 1679 amino acids. Gene Ontology annotation, molecular function: small GTPase binding; transmembrane transporter binding. Gene Ontology annotation, biological process: regulation of membrane potential; regulation of synaptic plasticity; calcium ion-regulated exocytosis of neurotransmitter. NCBI's taxonomy places the organism in Eukaryota, Metazoa, Chordata, Chondrichthyes, Chimaeriformes, Callorhinchidae. The record is from RefSeq and is a predicted model, not a curated record. The transcript is spliced from 35 exons. Gene Ontology annotation, cellular component: cytoskeleton of presynaptic active zone; presynaptic membrane.